CAAUUUUCUAACUGCACUCUCUGUACAUUAAAAUGCAAAUUUUCGUUAAAACAUUAACUGGUAAAACUAUUACCUUGGAAGUUGAAUCCAAUGACACCAUUGAAAACGUUAAGAGCAAAAUUCAAGAUAAGGAAGGUAUUCCUCCAGAUCAACAAAGAUUGAUUUUCGCUGGUAAACAAUUGGAAGAUGGAAGAACCUUGUCUGAUUACAAUAUUCAAAAGGAAUCAACCCUUCACUUGGUCCUCAGAUUAAGAGGUGGUAUGCAAAUCUUCGUCAAGACUUUGACUGGUAAGACUAUCACUUUAGAAGUUGAAUCAAACGACACCAUUGAAAAUGUCAAGUCAAAGAUUCAAGACAAAGAAGGAAUCCCUCCAGAUCAACAAAGACUCAUCUUUGCUGGUAAGCAAUUAGAAGAUGGAAGAACAUUAUCCGAUUACAACAUUCAAAAGGAAUCAACUCUCCAUCUUGUUUUGAGAUUAAGAGGUGGUAUGCAAAUUUUCGUUAAAACUUUAACAGGAAAGACCAUUACAUUGGAAGUCGAGUCCAAUGACACAAUUGAAAAUGUUAAGUCUAAGAUCCAAGAUAAGGAAGGAAUCCCUCCAGAUCAACAAAGAUUGAUUUUCGCUGGUAAACAAUUGGAAGAUGGAAGAACCUUGUCUGAUUACAACAUCCAAAAGGAAUCAACCCUGCACUUGGUAUUGAGAUUGAGAGGUGGUAUGCAAAUCUUCGUCAAAACUUUGACUGGUAAGACAAUUACCCUUGAAGUCGAAUCUAAUGAUACUAUUGAAAAUGUCAAGUCAAAGAUUCAAGACAAGGAAGGUAUUCCACCAGAUCAACAAAGACUCAUCUUUGCUGGUAAGCAAUUAGAAGAUGGAAGAACCCUUUCUGAUUACAACAUUCAAAAGGAAUCCACUCUCCACUUGGUCUUGAGAUUGAGAGGUGGUAACUAAAUAAAAUCAGUUAACUUUUGAUUUCAA
Naegleria gruberi is the source of this 977-nucleotide messenger RNA. Its product is annotated as polyubiquitin. NCBI's taxonomy places the organism in Eukaryota, Heterolobosea, Eutetramitea, Acrasida, Naegleriidae. The transcript has a single exon. Gene Ontology annotation, molecular function: protein tag activity; ubiquitin protein ligase binding. The coding region runs from base 33 to 950 and encodes 305 amino acids. The record is from RefSeq and is a predicted model, not a curated record. Gene Ontology annotation, cellular component: cytoplasm; nucleus. Gene Ontology annotation, biological process: modification-dependent protein catabolic process; protein ubiquitination.